Messenger RNA from Umbelopsis ramanniana AG, 1334 nucleotides. RefSeq lists its product as uncharacterized. Gene Ontology annotation, molecular function: ubiquitin protein ligase binding; protein-macromolecule adaptor activity. Gene Ontology annotation, biological process: ubiquitin-dependent endocytosis. The record is from RefSeq and is a predicted model, not a curated record. Lineage: Eukaryota; Fungi; Mucoromycota; Umbelopsidomycetes; Umbelopsidales; Umbelopsidaceae. The coding region runs from base 142 to 1224 and encodes 360 amino acids. The transcript has 2 exons. Gene Ontology annotation, cellular component: cytoplasm; plasma membrane; cytosol.
CACACGCAAAACCUUGGAAUGGGAAAAAAAACCAGAUAAAAAUCUUGUCAGGCAGCACAGGUUUUAUUUUCUCUCCCCACUUUUUAAAAACUCUGGCUUUACCUUUUUCCUCUUGUAACUCUCCUUUUCUUCACUCUUACAAUGGUACCUUUAAUGCCAGAGUUGAAGAUAUCGCUAGAGAAUGAUCGUUUAGUGCUGCACGGUUCUCCUUCUGAGUCCGCGGGCUGUGUUCUACGCGGGGUAGUUUCACUCAAAGCAAUGGAGCAGUGCAAGUUUAAGAGCCUUCGACUCAAAUUUAAAGGCGUGAUGCAUAUUGAAUGGAAAGAAGGUCCUCAAGGUCAUCAAAAAGAAUUUAAAGAGGAACGCACUGUGAUUGAGCACACGUGGUCAUUCUUGGCAUCUGGUCAUAAGCAACACUCAGUGACGGCGGGAACACACACAUGGCCAUUUGAGCUUCCAUUGGCGGGAAAUCUGCCAGAGUCACUCCAUAUUGGCACCACCUAUUAUGUACAUUACAAACUAAAAGCCAUAGCCGAACGACCGGGAAUUUUGUUCAGCCAAAUUGCCGCACGGGCGCCAGUCUAUGUUAGUCGGUAUAUUGCUUCGUCGGUUGUAGAUGACUUUUUGGAGCCGAUUCAAAUUUCAUCAGAAUGGACUGACAAAGUUCGCUAUGAUAUUGCUGUAGCUUCCAAAAUAUGCCACAUUGGCGGCGUAGUUCCGGUUAUACUGCGACUUAUACCACUUAACCCCAAACUGCGAGUCCGCUACCUUUCCUUUACUUUCAAAGAAUAUACCACUUACAAAGCUCGGCCAGGGCAUCAGAAAACUCGUGGUCGAGUGGUUCACCAUCAGCGUAACGAUCAAUUGACUAAGAUAGAGGAAGAAGAGGGCGUCUGCUGGUACAACACCGAAAACAUCCCUGUUCCCGAUACGCUUAGAUGCGAUUCAUCUGGUGACGUUGUGAAAAUUCGACACCGUAUAAAAUUUAUUAUGUCACUGGAAAAUGAAGAUGGUCAUAUUUCAGAGCUGCGCGCCGCACUGCCUGUUAUAGUCGUUGCAGCUAACAACGAAGAAUCCAUUAAUGUAUUACCGACAUACGAGAAUUCAUGGCAAUCACUUCCGUAUGACGAACAUAUUAUGAUCGAGAUGCUUACUGCCGGUCGGACGCCGUCAGAACUAAUAGCCCCACCGUCAUAUCAAUCGCUUUCGACGCCGGUACGUUGAAGAGACCCUUCAUGAUCUAAACUGACGUCCGGUUGAUCUAGUUUAUUUGCAUUUGAAUAUCGCAUCACUCCAUUAUUCCACUUAUUUAUUGCUUAUAUUUUAUUACAUUU